Messenger RNA from Leptinotarsa decemlineata (Colorado potato beetle), 511 nucleotides. RefSeq lists its product as uncharacterized. Lineage: Eukaryota; Metazoa; Arthropoda; Insecta; Coleoptera; Chrysomelidae. The record is from RefSeq and is a predicted model, not a curated record.
CGAGUGGAUCUAUUGUAAUGGCGUCAGUUAGUUUUCGGUGAAAUACGAGUAGUCAUGAAGGUAUACAUCAGUUUCCUCAUCCUCGCUGCCGCAGCUAGCUACAUCCAAGCUGGUAGCAUUGGUUGGAAUAAUGGAGGUUGGUCUUCGGGUAUCGGUUACGGCUUAGGAAGUGGCUACGGACGCGGUUACGGAAGCGGCUACGGAAGCGGCUACGGAGGUGGUUACGGAAGCGCCUACGGAGGUGGUUAUGGAGGUGGAUAUGGAAGUGGCUAUGGACAUGGAUACGGAAAUGGGUGGAACUCUAAUGGUUGGAACGGAGGGUAUGGAAAUGGUUGGAAUUCUGGAUAUGGAAACAAUGGAUGGCACCGAGGAUCUGGAUGGGGUUCAAAUUCAUGGUAGAAGAAACAUAAAUACUCGUAUUAUCUAUUAGUGAAUCAAAUUUGCCUUGAAGUAUAAAUUCCACUUUUGCAUCUGUUCAAAAAUAAAUCAGUAAUAAAUUUUUUGUAAUCCA